AAAUGUCUUGAAAUUGAUGUUAUAAAACCGUCUUUAUCGUUAAUUAACAUUAACCUUGAUCCAAUAGAUCUAAAUUCAAAGCAAAUUUACUGUACAGACUCAGUAUUGUACUGAAGUUUAUACAGAAUUGAAUGUAAUAAAAUCGUUUACAUUAUGCAACAACAUCCUAUCAGUUAACUUUCCAAUAUUAGCCCGGGAAAUGAAAACUUUUAUCUGUGUCAAACGGAACGGUUUGGUUUUAAGUGUUCUCGUGUGCAGUUCAGCUCCAACUUUCGUUCUUAUCAUUAACAAACAAAUCUCGCUUUCAUCGAAUGUGCGCGACGGCAAUCAUUUCUACACACAAGUAAUCAAUUGCCUUUGGCUAGCAAUAAUGGCAACCAUACCCUUGCACCAUCCGACUAUUCCUGUUCUAGCGGCGAUUCCUGGUCCAGUUCGUGAUGGUUUCGAGCUUCGAAUUUGUGGCCGGUUGAAUCAGUUCGUUGGCAUGUUCAACAUCAAUCUCCAGACGGGGGCAGCUAUAGCACCACGAGAUGACGCACCUCUGCACAUCAGCAUCAGGCCGGCACAACGCGUAAUGGUCCGGAACAACUACAGGAAGGGCUGCUGGGGCCCGGAAGAAAGAGACGGCCAGUGUCCACUGAUGGCCGGUGACUCAUUCGUUCUUACCAUCUCGGUGAAGGUCAAUUGGUUCGAGAUCAAAGUUAAUGAUCGAUUUUUCUGCCGGUUUACUCAUCGUUUUCCCGCCUCCGGUAUUCGAUUCCUGCAUCUGGAAGAUGGGGCCUCGAUCGAUUACAUUACAAGCAACGUGGUUAAAACGGAAAUGUCGAUGAUGAUUCCCGUGUACAAUCCUGUAAUUCCUUUCCUGGGUCAGAUUCCUAACACGGUGCGUAUUGGAUUCAAGUUAAAAAUCCGGGGCCGACUCAACCAUUUCGUCGAAAUGUUUAACAUUAAUCUGCAGGUGGGCCCGGCGGUGAAACCCCGCGAUAACGCUCCUUUGCACAUCAGCAUUCGACCCAAGCAGACCAAACUGAUUCGAAAUACCUUUUGGAAUGGUCAAUGGGAACAGGAGGAAAGAUCCGGUAUUUGUCCGAUUGCUGCUGGGCAACAGUUUGAGUUGGAAAUUGAACUGAAAGAUGCGCACUACAAGCUUACGGUCAAUGGGAGAAUAUUUUGUACAUUUUCGCAUCGCUUUCCGGCCACCAGUGUGAGAUUUCUAUCUAUUGGAGAAGGAGCCUCGAUAGACGCUAUUAUGUAUCACUUUUAGGCCGGCUUUUCUGACAUUUUCUAUCAAAUUAUAAAUCCUUCUGAAUUCUGUGUGAAAUAUUUAUUUUAUUUUAUUUUCGGCUAUCAUAAAUUUAUCAGUUUUAGUUUAGCUUAAAUUGGGCUGAGUAUAAUGUGUCAAUAAGCUACUUAUAAACGAACGAAAAGAAAAAAAAAUCUUCAACACAAACACACAAUAAUUGUUAUCCAGCCAAUAAUCGCUUCUCCAAAUCGCGUAACAAUGCCACUUUGUUUUCCUUUAUCACAAAUCGAAUAAAUGUAAAACGAAAAUCAAUUGUCACGAUACAGCUUAAUAAUCUAAACAGGGAACUGUACAAUGAACGAUUCCUUUUAUUUAAAAAAACCAAAUGUGUUCCUAGAAUAUAGCAUAAUUUUGGGCACUGAAAAGAUGGAUACAACGAAACAACUUUGCAGAAGCACAUUUUAAAUAUUUUUCUUCCGGUUAUUUUUUUUUAACUGUUUCAAUUUACUUUUUUUAGUUGAACAUUCACAUCUGAUCGGAACCUUGGUUACAGCUUUGUCCAGCAUAAUGUGUAAUUCCAAAUCUUGCACUAGCACUUAAAUUAGUUCUUCUAUAGUAUUUUCUAAUGCAUACAUACCUGACAUUUCCGCGCAUACAAACCUAGGUUGAGCAUAGCCCUCAAACAUUCAUCCACCCAGUCGCACUUGACUCGUUCUCUCGUUACUGUUUGAAAGUGGUUCCGUUAGUUCCACACUUGUGUUGGGCCGCGUGUAAUUUUUGUUUUUAUUCCUGUUUAGUUGGUAACCUACUACGUUAAGCAUGCAUCAACUCAAACGAUUAUCUCCGUGCGUACGCCGAUACGUACUCCCGCACCUUUGCCUGGAACUUGUCCUUGUCCUUGGAGUACUGUUCGGCCGCUUCGAUGUUGAGCGGGUCGUCGAAGUUGAGGAGGUCCUGUGGGCAGGAAGAGGCGAGAGAUGUUACGUCUGACUUUGAGCAAAAGUUAUAAAGACUAGAACAUUAGCAAAAAGUUUCCUUAUCAUUGUUUCUAGCGGCCUCAACUCAACGGAAGCCUAUAGGUACAAAGAUACGCAACUUUCGCUUAGGGUUUUGCUGGUUAUCGACUGGCUAUUGGAAAAUUGUCUCCAAUCUAAAAUCUAGAACAAAAUACUCCUUUUGACAGAAAUACUAGGAAUUAAAUAGCACCUUCAGUUACGUGAUUAAUUUUAAGGAUACAC
Molecule: messenger RNA, 2481 nt
Organism: Uranotaenia lowii
Lineage: Eukaryota; Metazoa; Arthropoda; Insecta; Diptera; Culicidae
Product: galectin-6-like
Exons: 5
Coding region: 200-1264 (354 amino acids)
Molecular function (GO): carbohydrate binding; galactoside binding
Source: RefSeq, a predicted model, not a curated record